This is a messenger RNA of Eutrema salsugineum, 936 nucleotides long. Its product is annotated as uclacyanin-2. Gene Ontology annotation, cellular component: plasma membrane. The transcript has 2 exons. The record is from RefSeq and is a predicted model, not a curated record. Gene Ontology annotation, molecular function: electron transfer activity. Lineage: Eukaryota; Viridiplantae; Streptophyta; Magnoliopsida; Brassicales; Brassicaceae. Bases 102 to 695 code for a protein of 197 amino acids.
UCCCCAUAGUCCUCCUCACAUAUCACUUUGUUAUAUAAUAACCACCAUAACCAUUUCUUCUCCUCACAAUCUUUACAAUAAUAUCUCUCUUCCAAACAAAAAUGGCAAUGAAUGGUUCAUUAAAGAUGGCUGCAACCGCUCUUCUCCUAGUCCUGGCCAUUGUCCCAGCCGCGCUCGCUGUGACGCACACGGUCGGAGACGCUUCUCAAUGGGCCAGUGGUGUGGACUACGCAGAUUGGGUUAAAGGAAAGACUUUCAGGGUUGGUGACACUCUAGAGUUCAAGUAUGGUGCCUCACACUCGGUGGAUGUGGUUGACAAAGCCGGAUAUGAUGGCUGCGACGGCUCCUCCGCGUCUGAGAAACAUUCCGACGGAGACACCGAUAUUGAACUCAAGACAGUUGGACCAAAAUACUUCAUCUGCCCUACACCUGGUCACUGUCAAGCUGGCAUGAAGCUAGAAGUUACUGUUGUAGCCGCCUCUUCCGGAACUCCAAGCGCCCCUACGCCGCCGUCUUCAACUCCGGCCACUCCUUCAACCCCAGACUCACCACCGGCUGCUGGAACUCCGGGCACACCCACACCGGCUUCAGGGUCUACUUCUCCUCCUCCACCGGCAGGUGGUGCCUCUAAGGGAAUGAUGAGCUACGUUUUGGUCGGAGUGUCGAUGGUGUUGGGUUAUGGUUUGUGGAUGUAGAGAGCCAGGGUGGAGUCAGUGCUUUUGCUUUUGAUCUAUUUGGUUUUGGUUUCGACUUUGUUAAGAGAAUUUGGGUGUGUUUGCCACGUCAUCAGCUCGUAUCAUUAGGAUUAUAUUAUUUGGCAUUAUCACAUUCACUUUUUUUUUCCUUGUUGUAAUAAAUUAUUCUUAUUUUCCAUUUUCCUUUUCCGUCCGUGUGGAACCACUCCAUCAUUCGUUAUCAUAUGUUCUCUCUUCUCCA